Molecule: messenger RNA, 8263 nt
Organism: Paramuricea clavata
Lineage: Eukaryota; Metazoa; Cnidaria; Anthozoa; Malacalcyonacea; Plexauridae
Source: the annotation of a GenBank genome assembly
UUUCCGAGCAUGUGGCGAUAGUGUCCCGACGCCAUUUUGUUAUGAUUUCGUUUGGCGGAAAAUGGCGGAAAAAAUUUUACAGACCGCGCCAAGCGAUUAUAUUAGUGUUAUAGUAAACUUCAAGAAUCUACGAUUUAUGGUUAGUUCUGAAAUUGUGUUUUGAAUUCAACUGAAAACGAUAAUAAUGUAUUUUUUAUAGAUUCUUUAAUUAAAUACCAAUUUAAAGUUGUUCGACUUGGUGUAUAAACAAAAAUAGCACGUGGUACUUUGAAUAUUUGCGACAUUUUGCUCUCUGUACUGGGUAUUAUCCUUUAAUACCGGAUAUGGAAAGUAAACUAUGGCACAUAGAGCUAAAAAAUUAAGGGCUUAAUAUGUUUUCAAGCCUUGUGGCUUAUAGAUGUGAUUUUUUGUUUUCAUAUAUUGAAGACAAAAUAUGUGCCCCCUCCCCUCCCUGGGAAAGGCCUAGGGGAAUGAGAACCCCCUGUUCCUGCAGUUGUGGCCAGAUAAAGGAAUCCAGAAUAUAACACUAAUUCCAUUACCCUAAUCCCUUAACGAAACCAUAUUCAGACUUGAUUUUUCUUUAGCCACUAGUAGUAUAUUGCAAUGGAUGAUAUUGUAUUUCCAAAUCACGUUGUAGCCGAGGAUUUGUGCUAAAUUGAAUAUAGAAACAUACAUACAACUUUACACGGUCAAGCCUGUUUGUAGAAAGUUUGCAAUGUGGGCAAUGUUUCAUAGAGUUUGUAGUAACAUACCUUUUAUAAUAAUUAUAAAUAUAUUUUCUUUUAACAGACCUUGAUCAAAGAAAACUACCUCAUCUCAGAUUUAAUUAGGGAAGUCGAAAACACAUUUGCAAAACUCUGUUCAGUGAAGUAUGUGGCUCUUUCUAGUACACAUACAUUUUAAUUUGUCCGGUGUACAUUUUCACACAAUUACACGUGUAUGCUUUAUAUUUUUCAGAGUUAAAAUCAAGACAUUAAAGAACUCUGUUAAUGCUGUCCUGCCGGACUGGUAUCCGGUAGCCCCCUUAAUAAGAAAUCAAGAUGAAAUUUUUGCCUUUACAGGUAUAUUUAAUGUACGAUACUUGUUAAGGGGUAAUGUUACAUUACUUGUUUUUAUUUACCUUGAGAAUAGACUAUGAAUAGGCCAAUUUCCGCUCAGAAAAUAUUUCUGCAGAAAGAACAUUUUGUAAAAAAAAAAUUUGAAGUUGAAAAUUUUCAACUUUUAACAAUGAUAUUUUCGGAAAAUUUUCUGUCUGUGGAAAUUUUUCUUGAGUGGAAACGAGCCUUUACUGUUCAGCGAGCUUAGCAGCUCUAACUAAUAAUGGUAUUUUUCUGUUGUUAGAUAAUGCAGCUGAAGUGUUGAAUAUUGAUUUGACAAAACAUGGCAACUGUGGUUCAAUUGCAGUAUCACCGUUGGGGUCUGGCAUAAUGCCUGACUCAGGGUUUACAAGUCCAAUAGUGAAGCCGAGGACUUUUAGGGGAUCGGAUGGACCACUGGAACGGAAAGGGAUGGACGGGGAUGGAGUAGAAAGACAAAAGAGAUCUGACGAGAACUUUAGCCAAGAUGAAGGCAAUGAGUUAUUAAGUGAAAUAUUUAGCUUGCAAGAUCACAAAAACGACAUGCAAGUUCGAGGUCAAGGGAAGAAACUUGUUGGAAAUCUCAGGACGAACACUACAGAUAGUGAAAAAGAAAGAGAGAGUUCACUUGAGGUCGAGCAAGCUAGAAAGACAUUCGGAAAAACACAAAAAACAAAAACUGCCGGCAAGAACUUUCAAGAAACUACGACUUCGCCAAGAAAUGAGAUAAUGGACAAGAGCCCGAAUGAGCCGGAUUCUUUGGUAGGCCAAGAAAAAACUGUGAAGAACUCCUUCGAUGAUAAUCAGGGAAAAAAGGAGGUUUAUAAGUCGAAGAAAAAGACUGUAGCAUCAGACAGCGAGUCAAGUAGCGAUAGCAGUAGUGAAAGUAGCUGGAAGUCAAAUGAAUGUACUAAUAAAGCACACGAGAUUAAGAAUGCAUCUCAACAGAACAAAUCAUCUCAAAAUAACGAUAAUGUGGAAUCGUUUGGAGCUGCCAGGAAAGCAAAAGAGACUGAGAAAGCUUCCGAAGUGACGAAGUCAACAGGGAGUGCUCAGAAUAAAGGUGGUACCCAAAAACUAAAUAUAAAAAGGAAGAACGGUUCUUUUAACAUGAGAGCGAAAUUGUUUCAAGAAAAUAAUAUACAGGGCGCUGCUGGGCAUGAGAGCGACUCGAGUGACGACUCGACAGAUAAUGAAGAGAUGGAUGUCGAUAAGAAACAUGGAAAUAAAAACAUAAAACUGGCAUUAUCUUCGAGAAAGCGGGCCAAGGUUUCAGGCGAAAAAAAUGAUGAAAAUAUGGAAGUGGAUGCAGAAAAUGUUACGAAAGAGAAUUCUGAAUUGGUUUCUAAAACUGGGAAGGUUAAGUCUGCGGCGAAUACGGGAAAUAAAGAAAGCGAGUCAAGUGAUAGUUCAUUGGUGGUCGAUGAGGGAGGUGGUGGAGGAAGCAGCAAAGAAAAAGCGAAGACAACAGGCGUGGAGUCGAAGGAAAUAGAAAAUGGAAAGGAUGCUUCAGCUAAAGUUUCUGCGAAGAAAGGAAAGAAGAUCGGUGAAAAGACAAUGAUUGCUGAUGAACAGGAUGAUUGCAACAAGAUUACGGGCAAAAAAACGGAUGACAGUAAAAAUAGAAAAGGGAAAGAAACCAAAGCUUCUGAAACUAGUACUCCGACAAAAAGCAGCGGAAAUGCAAUACCAAAAAUUAUGUUUAUAAAUGACAAAGAUAUGCAGGAAUCUUCCUCGGACGAUGAAAGUGCUGUUGGCACACAAGAGGGAAAAACCAAGAAGGUCAAAGGUGAAAUGUCGGCAAGCAAUAAAAAGGAUCAUACAGGAAAAGAGAGUAUGAAAAAUGAAAGUAAAGGUGACACUAAGAAAUUAGAUACAAAGUCUGGAACGGCAAAGAAAGAUCAAUCUAGGAAAGACGAAAGCUCUAGUGAUAGUAGUGGCUCCAGUAGUGACUCAGACGAGAGGGAACCAUCGAAGAAACCAAAAAACAACAAUGAAAAGAAGAAUGACAAUGCAUUUAAGAAUAGAAUAAAAGUUAUGGAUAUUACCAUGAAAGAUACGGCCAAGGAAACAGAAAACGUCAAAGAAACGAAUGUUGGCAAAAAAGAUGAGAACAACGACGUCAAGAAAGCGAAACCGGACGAGGAAAGUGAUUUAACUUCUGUCUCCGAUAGCAGCUGGAGCUCAAGUGACGACGAAGAUAAGGAAGUAAAAACAACAAAUGUAAAAACAUUAAAAAAUAAAAAUGAAACAGCAACGCGAGCAGUCAAAGAUGAAUCUCCAACGGAUGUCGUAGACGGUGUUAAAAGCAAGAGUAAAAACGAUAAUCCAACAACACCAGCCCCUAAAAGUAUCAGUAAAGGCGGGGUGGAGGACAAUACCACCAAAGUGAAAGGCAAAAGAAAGGAUGCGGUCAAGAACGACGACAAAGAUAAACAAACCAAUUUGGAUGCGGCGCCUUCCCCCGCGAAAAGUGUCCGUCAUAAAAAGAGCAAAGAAAAUUCGAAUAAAAAUACCUUCGCUUCUCCUGCCAAAAGUAUUGCUCGCAGCAAGAAGGGCGGUUUAUCAAAAACUAAUGCUGAUGAAGCGAAAGAUACUGAAGUUGAUGCUAAAUCCGAGAGUUCUGUUUCGACGCUGAAAGCUCCAUACACGCAGUUGCCUGCGAAGGACAAGGCGAAGGGUCAUUCUGAGAGUGGAGGUAGUGACGACGACGCUGUGAAGAAGGGCAAGGAGAUAUUAAAAGUUGGGAAGAAGAAAGGAAAACAUAAUUCAACUGAUAAGAAAACAGGUCAUGGUAAGUGCUCAUGAUACUUUACCAUCAUUUCCACCAUCAACACAACUAUCAUCAUCAUCGAUACCAGCAUCAUCAUUACUACCAUCAUCACAACUAUCACCACCACCACCAUCGUCAUCACUACCACAAUCAUCACAGCUACUAUCAUCAAUACUAUCACCAUCAUCAAAACUAUCAUGAUCAUCAUCACCAUCAUCGUCAUCAAUUAUACCAAGCAUAUAACAUUUUAUCUAUCUUCCUAUAGUUGUCACAACAUCAGCAGACCAAAUAGAACCAAAGGAUCCUAAGACAUCCAUCUUGUUCCCUCAAACACCAACGACCCGAAAAAAAGCGGCAUUGUUGUCCGCCAGUAAAGUUGCGUCUUGGCUGUUGUCCAAUCCUGUGACAGAGGACGUGGCUGACGUAACCAGCAAUGAAACAAAAUCACCGCAAACACGUUCAAAAAACAAAACUAAAGAUAAUAUAACCAAUCUGCUUGAACCAACUAACAACGAAACGGCACUAAAACCACCAAAGAAAAAUUCAAAAAACAAAUCUAAGGAAAAUGUUCCCAAAGUCGAGUCAAUUGUGGAUAAAAUCGACAGCGACAAGACUCUUCUGUCGCCAAAAGGAGCAACUCUGUCACAAAAAAGAAAGUUGGACGAAGUUAGCGAGCAAGAACAGUCAAUAAAAUCGAAGAAAAAUAAGAAAAAGAAAUCGGAGGGGAAGAAGAACGAGAAACAACAACUCAAUGAAGAAACUCAAGGUGACUAACGUUCUGAGCAGUGUUACUAAGCUCUCUGGUUUUGUUUGUUGAAGAAGUUUUGUAUAUAUAUUAAUGAAAAUAUGUUUACCGCAGGAGCAGAAAUUGAGUGUAAGAGAACAGAAAUUGAGUGUGAUACACAUUCAAAUAGAUCUUACGGUACUGACCUCUUUUUUUGUGAAACUACUUUUCUUUUCAGUUGCAAACAAAACAAGAACAUAAUCUUGAUGAAACCUGUCUUUGAAAAAGAUACGAAAUUAAGCCUAUUCUCCAGUCCUCGCAUGAAGCAACUGACAUGUGACUGCAAGCUCAUCAUAGAAAAGAAGUUAUGACUUCCUUACUUGAUAACUGUACGAAACUUUCAAGCGUGUUGAGAUUUUCAUAUUGAAAUACAAACGCCUACAGCGAGCUUCGUGUGAAGACUAAAGCCCGGAUCAUAUGAGAAUUGAUGUGCAUGAGAGUUGGCUGGCAGUCACAUGACCUUGCUGUUCUUAAUGCUUUCCCAACAAGACCGGAAUUUGGAUGAAAUAUAGUGGGGGAGGUGCAGCGGUUUAGCUCACGACCCCCAUAGAAAGUUAGGGCCAAAGUCAACGACGUGACGUAUGCAUGUAGUGUACAUAUUAUAUGUAUCAGUGUAUUAAUGCAUUAUGACUGUACAACUCAUCCAAUUUUGCCCUUCAUUACAAUUACUACAAAGUUUCUUUCAAAACUUUGCAUUAUAAGGGUAAUUGACAUAGAGAUGAAUGGCCAUCUCUAUUUCAAUUUUACAGAAAAACUUUCUUACGAAGUGUAGAACCUAAGCAACAAAAAAUGACAAAUUUUCACUUUGAUGUAUUAUCAAAACUUUCCCAAGGGGAAGUGCAUGACUUUCAGGGGAGGAGCAAAAAUUCUCAGAAGAAGUGUAAAACGAUCUCAGUGGAGGUGCGCACCUCUCCACAAAAUCCAGGCAUGCUUUUCUGACACUAAUGUAUUUCAUUUAAGUUUAAACAUAAUUGGAACACUCAUCAACUCUCAUUUUCUUUUGACCGAAGUUAAAUUCUUUCCUCCACUUGCAGAUAAUCAAGACAAGCUUCCUGCCAAAAGUCCAGUGACGACCAAGAAAGGGAAAAAUACUUCACUUUCAUUACCAAAGAUUUCCAAGGGGCUGUCAGCUUUGAUAGAAGAUGGUAUGUUGACACUGAUAUUCUGAUCUAUAGUAUAUGACAUGGAUGGUAUGUUGGGUUAGCGCGUUGGUCGAUGGUAGGACAAUAUUUAGGGUUGGUAUUAAAAUAUUCCAGAUGUAGGGAAUAUUGAAGUGUCUUCCUGAUCUGAUGUGCUCGAAAACUCAUGUAUGUAGAGUUGUGGCUGAUUCUUUCCUUUGAUUCGAGGAUUUUUCUCCGAGACUAACCCCACACACGCAAAAAUCUCACAUCUUGUAGCAAAUCUGCUAACAAGUCGUCAACAAAUUGUGUUCGGACUGCUUGUCCCAAGUUGUCAACAAGUAUGGAACAACUUGUUAACAGUUGUAACAACCUUGUUGAUAUUAUCAGACUUGUUGCAAGGUUUGUUCCAACAAGUCCGAUACAGUCAUGAUAUAACAAUAUUGUUACAACCUUGUAUUGUCAACCUUGUAACAUUCUUGUUAUAUCAUGACUGUAUCAGAAUUGUUAGAACAACCUUGUCUGAUAAUGCCAUCAAUUAAGCUUGUUACAAGUUGUUAAUCCUUCCACGUAUUUUUCAUUUUUUAGAGAGUGAUUACAACACGAAGUCCACUAAAAGAUCCAAAAAGCAAAAGUUCACUCCCCCAAUAAUAAAUCGUCAUUUGAAACAUACAGGAUUUCUGACGCCAUCGAACACCGUUGGACGAAAGACGCCCGGUUCAAAAACGCCGAAAUCACGGAUCAAAAAAACUCCGUCUUCCCAGCCGAGUAAAACAAUUGAAAUGAACGAAAAAGAACAGGAAUUUCUCGAGAGUGGUGCUGUCAACUUGGACACAUUACUGAACGAUCAAAGUAUUAAAUGGUAGCAGAUGAAAUUGUUUAACUAGUAGUGGGUUUUACGCAGUGAAAUACAUGCUAAAUAAUAAUUACAAUGUAAAUAGCGAUUUUAUUUGUGUGUCUUAAAAAUACUUGUUCAACAUUGUGUAUUAUAUUAAUAAAUAUUAUGUAUUGUACUUUACAAGUUUUGCAAUUCCACAAUACAGAAUAAUUGUAGUAAUUUAUGGUGUUUGAUAUUUCAGCGAGUACAUUUGAUUCCCAGCCGUCGCUUGCUUCUACGAACGAACAGUCACAGAUAAAAACAUCGUCUAUAAUCACGUGAAACUUUCAUGUUUGUAACGAGCUUUUGAAGGUUUUAGUGAGCAAAAAACAAAGUUUAAUUUAUAAAUACUUUAAAGGACAUUGGCAAUAAAAAAAAAGUUGAUUUAGUUCAUUUGAAAGAACUUUUCAAACUGUAUAUUAAACUCUAUUACAGAUUGUUUAUAUCUUGCUUAGUCCUCAAAAUAUUUCGACUGAAAAAAGUGAGCUGUUCGCCAUCUUGGAUUAUUGAGGAUAUGCAUGUUACCUCAAGAGAGGGGUCACGCUAAUUUUUAUCUUGAGAGUAAGCGAUCAAUAUGGGUCCAAAACUUCGUUUCUGUCUGAAAUUUAGAAAUAAUUAAAAACAUUUCAAACAAUUUUGGAUUGUUACUCGGUCAUUUUAGAGUAGUUUUAUAUGGUUAACCCAACUCCUGACGUCAUCAAAACCGCAGUUAAUGAGGUCAAGAAUUAGUUCAACAUGGCGGACAGCUCAUUAAUUUCGGUGUAAAUAUUUUGGGAACUAAGCAAGAUAUGGCAAAUCGGUAAUAGAGUUUAAUAUAUAAUUUCAAGAGUUUUUUUAAAUGAGACCAACUAAUUUUUUAUUGCCAAUGUCCUUCAAGUUUAAUUUGGUUAUACCAACAAAUCGACAAUUUUAGGAAGCUUAAAAAUCCCUGAUCAGUUUAAAAGUAAAACCUGUUAAAUGCAUGCUCAGGACAAACAUUGAAGCUUCAUGUGAGAAUAUACAAUAUUUGAUUUCAGAUAUCUGCCACUGCAUAUUCAUAUGAUAUUUUGCAAUAACUAAAAUAUAUGCGCGCUCCAGACUUUUGCGAGUACAGCGUUUCCCAUAUAUCUGUUAACUAUUAGUUGCCCACCUCAAGAACGUCCCUAAAACAUUAUCCAAAGUUCUCAAACCUGGAUGCAGAUUAUCUAAUGAUGCUUUUAUCGAGGCCGCCUGUACGGUAUAGCCCGCUUCGUGUAGGUCUCGCACCACCUCGUUCACGCGCGAUUCUCGCGAGUGUUCCACGUUUAUCUCGCCUUUCAAUAAGUAGUUCACAAAGGCAGCGAAGUAUGGCGUUUCCACUAUGCGCGAUGAUAAUUUGUUUUUGAAAAGUAGUUCUAAAAAUUCGUUGUCCCAAAUUGCUUGGUCAGGCUGUUAAUGACAAAUAUCAUAUCAAAAUUAAGGCUGAAGUUAAUAAUUAUGGACAGUAAUUCGCACUUCAAAUCAAAUUUGUUAAGAACAAAACACAUACCUCUAACAGUUUCAUUUGGUUUAAAACAAAUUCAAACAUCUCGGCGUCUCCCACAAGAAGCCCAAAUUUAAAAGCCAAAAGUUCUUCGCAAUCUUUAAGAAGUGCGUCGAAAAUACUUUGACAAUCCU